Molecule: messenger RNA, 2259 nt
Organism: Pogonomyrmex barbatus (red harvester ant)
Lineage: Eukaryota; Metazoa; Arthropoda; Insecta; Hymenoptera; Formicidae
Product: syntaxin-1B
Biological process (GO): vesicle fusion; exocytosis; intracellular protein transport
Cellular component (GO): SNARE complex; plasma membrane; endomembrane system
Molecular function (GO): SNARE binding; SNAP receptor activity
Source: RefSeq, a predicted model, not a curated record
UUUGCGUGCAAAAUAUUGCGCACGCGCGGAGACACGGAGGUAUUGUCCACUUGCCCGUUCUGUCGCAGUUUCAUUCGCUGGCAUCGGUUCGGCGACACUGCGGUGCGUCUGUUCGUAUCGGCUUCAUGAGCGAUUCGUCGUGGCCGGUCGAUGAUACGACGACGACGAUGACGACGACGACGACGACGACGACGACGUCCGCGCGUACGGGCGAAACAUCUCGGCGAGCGGUGCUUCAAAACCGGCCGCGUCGGGGAAUCGCGUUCAGUAGCGAGGCGCGCUUCGCGCUGGACGGAUAGGCGAUGGUUGUACACUUGUGGACGUUCGUUCGACGUGGUGGCACGAGCGAUGCACUUACGCCUCGGGAGGAGUGAACGAGUGAUUGAUCGGGAUACAUACGGUAGCGGUUCAACAUGUCCAUGAAGAAGGAGUCGCCUUGGGAUGUGGAGCUGCAUCUGGCGGCGGCACGCGGGGACGCCAAGCGUCUUCGUAUUUUAUUGGAUUCCGGACGCGUUCACGUUGAUUGCAAGGACAAGGAUGGCACGACACCUCUGAUAUUGGCCGCCGCGGGUGGCCACAUCGACGCCGUGACCGAGCUGUUGCAUCAAGGGGCGGAUCCCAAUGCCAAAAGGCUGACCGGGACCACGGCUUUGUUCUUCGCCGCCCAGGGCGGUUACAUGGACAUCGCGGGCCUGCUUUUGGAGCACGGCGCGAUCGUGGACUCGUGCAGCAUAGACGGCGGCACGCCGCUCUUCGUCGCAUGCCAGUACGGUCAUCUGGACGUCGUGGAGGGCUUAAUAGAGAGAGGCGCCAGUCCGAACGCUCAUAUGAAGGAUGGCGCCACGGCAUUGUUUAUUGCUGCCCAGAACGGCCACCUCCGUAUUUUGGAAGUCCUCCUGGAACACGGGGCAAAGACGGACGCGGCGAGAACGGACGGCGCCACACCUCUGUGGAUCGCAUCGCAAAUGGGACACGAUCACAUUGUCAGGAGGCUGCUGGGAGCCGGCGCGAAGGUCGAUGCCACGAGACACGACGGCGCGACCCCGCUUUUCAAAGCCGCCCACAAGGGUCACACCGCCGUCAUCGGCGAGCUGCUCAAGUACCGUCCUUCGCUCGGCGUGCUUCCGAACGGCGAAAGUGCAUUGCACGCGGCAGCCUUGACAGGACACAUGACAGUGGCAAGGCAGCUUGUGGGAGCGGGGGCUGAUCCUUUGCUCGUAAAUCAGGAGGGCAUCACGCCGCUUCAACUGGCCGUCCGGCACUCGCAAACGCAGGUCGCCAAUUACCUAAGGGAUAAAAGCCGAAGUAACAGCAGUACCUUUGGCAGAGGAUUCUUACAGGAAGUACACCUUCAAAUAGUUCAGAACAAAAGACUCAAGGAGUUGCUCGACGAAGCCGAGGAAAUACGCGCUCUCAUCCACCUUAUAGUCGAAAAUGUUUCUAUCGUCAAAGGCUUACAUAAUAAUAUCCUAGCGCAUACAAAUAAGGACAUACAAAAAGAACUGGAGACUCGCACGUGUACGAUCUCGCAAACGGCGUUUCGCGUACAGCGAAAAUUACGAGAAAUGGGAAAAGAUAUCACUGUUAUUGAUGAUUUGACUAUAGUUAAUGCACAAGAUGGACCAGCAUACACAAGAAUCAAGAUGCUACAAUAUACAACUAUGUUACAGUUAUUUUCCGAGAUAAUGGAGAAUUAUAAUGCCUCAUUAUUGAAGUAUCAUGAUAAAUGCCUCUUACUCUUGCAGCAGCAACGUACAUUACUAAGACGGCAAGUUACGAGUGUUGAACUGGAGGAUAUGCUUGAUGCUCAAGAAACUAGCUUAUUUGUUGAUAACAUUUUAGAAGAUAGCAAGAUAGCAAGACAACAAUUAUCAGAUAUAAAAAGUAGACAUAAUGACGUUCUAAAAUUAGAAAAAUCUAUCACAGAAGUCAGAGAUAUGUUUGCAGAAAUGGCAUUUUUAAUCGAGAAACAAGGGGAACAAAUUAACAAUAUAGAAUAUUUUGCUAAUAAAACCACGAAUAACAUCGAUGGUGGACGCGUUCAACUCGGACAGGCAAAACACAGAAAUCAUAGGAGUAGAAAGCGAAAAAUCAAGAUUUGCAUUAUUAUUAGUGUAAUAGUGAUAAUUUUUCUUUUAUUUAUCAUUGUAUCUCUUUAAAUAUUAUAAGACAUGUUAUGAGUACAUUUUAGUCAGUAUUUUAGUGUUAACGUAAAUAAAAAUUUUACGUGCAUAUAAUAAAUAUAAUUAUUAUUUCUUA